This is a messenger RNA of Echinococcus granulosus, 2664 nucleotides long. RefSeq lists its product as hypothetical. The transcript is spliced from 13 exons. The record is from RefSeq and is a predicted model, not a curated record. NCBI's taxonomy places the organism in Eukaryota, Metazoa, Platyhelminthes, Cestoda, Cyclophyllidea, Taeniidae. The coding region runs from base 1 to 2664 and encodes 887 amino acids.
AUGCCAAUGGAGGCGAAUGGAGACUUGGAGGACAAUGGCUACCUCUUUCAUGAACCCAACCGACAAGAGCCAUUCCUUCGACACCCGCUCGGUCAAAGUCGGCCUGAUGGACAGGGUAGUGAAGAUCCAGAAAAUAUAUUGCGUGACACCCAAAAGCUCAUUGAGAAUAACAUCGAGACUCUAGACUACCUGCGUGGAAUAAGUCGCUUGGAGAGGGACUUUGUGCAUUUAGCAGAUAAGGUGGUCCAAACCUCCCUCUAUUUGUCUCACGACUGCAGAAACAUCAACCGAGAAGCACUUGACUCCACGCAACUCAGUGAGGAGGUGGACAACUCCUGGGAGCAAAUAACACAUUUGGAGCAUAUGCUGCAGACGCAUGUCAAACACGCCAAACGCUAUCAUCUGUUCCACUUGGAGAUUGAAAACCUCACUCGUCGAUUGAAUGAGCUGGAGGCCCAUGUGGAAGAUCUACCCAUCAAUCAAGCAGCCACGGAGGCAGCUAUUAAUAAUUUCGCCGCGGAAAUUCAGCAGUCUCUAGAGACCCUAGUAGAGGCCUUCGUGACCUGGCAAAAGGUCAACCAACGACUGGACAUUGUGAGUCCCCUUCAUCGUCGAUUGCCCCUACCUCGCGGUCUCCACAGCGGGGUACUAAUGGCCUCCAUUAGCCUAUCAUCCGCCAACGGGAAAGUUGGACGCCUCCUUCGUGCAGGCACACGUGUCCACGUGCGUGCCAACCGUCCAGCUGACUUGAUGCAUAGAGAAUGGUUCCUAGUUGAUCGAUCAAAGGGCAAGGAACCGGGAGGUCUGGUAAUUGCCUCUGUUCCCUCCGCCUUUGUGUGGUUGGACUCACCUGAAACAUCACCGGAAAGGGUGGUGGUUGGCGACGAGGUGGUGAGAAGGAAGGUGGAAGUUCGAAGGAGCCAGUCAGCGUCAGCGAUACCACAGGGACCAAAUAAUGUAGGAAUGGUCGAAGACCUGCGAAAACACCUCUUUGAAGUGUGGGAAAAGGCCUGUUCAAGAUUUGACCAAAUUCUGCGAGCAACGAGCACCUCAUUGCUCACGAACGCACUCACCGAUUCACAGACGGCAUUGAGUGCAGAGGAGCUGGCACGCUUUGACAAGGCGCUACAAAGGGUAUCGAAAUUUAUCAAAAUUUUUGAGUUCACCCAAGCGGAGAGGUCGGAGAGCUUGGCGCAUCUCCUCGACGACAUGAAAUUGCGACGUGAUGGUGGGUUCGCAAAUGUCGAUGUCAACGCCUUGGACGCUCUCGUUCAAGCUAUCGAUAUUUUCGAGGAAAUGGUUGUCUGUUAUCAGCGCUAUUGCUCCUUGAAAACCUUAGAAACUCUCUCGAAAGAGGAGGUUGAAAAGAGCUGGUAUGAGACCUCGGAAAAACUGGACAAUACGUCAAAAGGCUCAACCGAGUCCCUCCAAGCAAGUAUAGUACCUCUGCUCCAAUCUCAACCACCUGUCCAUGCGAGUCCAGUCAACGCGAAAGUGUCACAUAAGACUUCCUCAAGGGCUUCAGAUUCUACUAAAUCACCCAAGACAGCUCACCCCAAAUAUAGACACAGAUCUCUCCUUGUCGAUGGUCCUGAUGUUGAGAACGGUUGUCCCUAUUCACCGGCUUCAUCAAGUGGAUAUGGAGAACACAGUGUUUCAUGGAUUUCCCGACCUUCGAAGACUGAUAAAGGCAACCAAGCGACGAGAUCCCCCUCAAGGGGUCGAAAGCGUGAUCGGUUCUAUCGCUUUCUACCUAUCCUAAUACGUCGUCACACACAAAGCAAGAAGAAGGCCAAAGUCCUGGGCGAUGGAGAAAUGGGGUUUUCUGACAACGAAGCGAGUCUUCUGAGAUCGCGUAUUCCAUCUGCUUCAUCGAAGAGGCUUCACCGUCCCUAUGAAAGUCUAACUCUAGAUCGGGUAAACUAUACGAAGAAAUCAGACUUAGCCAAGUUGCAUCGAACGCCUUUACUCCUGUCCACCUCUGCAUUAUUGAAUUUUGAGGAUAGAGAUGCUACGCCUACGGGGACUUCAACACUUCGUCGACAUCCACAUUGGCGUGGAAAUGGAUCGCCACAAAGACCUUCACUCCUCUACUCCGUCGCUUGCCAGAAUGGUGUUUGUGUGAGUUGCAAGAUGACCGAGAUGGAACACCCGGUAAAUGAAGAGUUCAUUACCCGCAAAUACGGCAAAAAAAUGCAAGUUGGGAGAUCAUUCACCACCCCAAACCUUGAUGUGGAGGGGGAAAAGCAGGCAAAAGAUGAAAAAGUAAAGGAAAUGGUAGAGAAGGAUUAUGUUCAAGGCCCACAUGUUUACGCAAACAUCGAUCCACAGAGCGUCUAUUCCCUGGAACAACCCAUUCCUGAAGUUGCUCUCUAUGACAUUGGAGUUCAGGCUGAUCUUCCAAAUCGAUUGAGAGGUCUUAGAUGUCGCUUAGAAUUUGAGCGGCCAGGUGUGGAGCUAGGCGACAAAGGUCAACUCUCCUGUGAGGCUUUUAAGGAACGAUUUGAUACACUGAGUUUUAAGAAUGUGGGAGGAGGAGACGGAGGAGGAGAAGGAGAAAAAGCAGAUAGAGACUUCAAAACGUUGAGCUUUCGUGUGGCAUUCAACAAUAAGCCAGCAAGUUCUAUUAUCGUCUCCGACAAAAUAUGGUAUAAUGUGAGUUAG